Messenger RNA from Cornus florida, 435 nucleotides. RefSeq names its product TMV resistance protein N-like. The record is from RefSeq and is a predicted model, not a curated record. Gene Ontology annotation, biological process: signal transduction. The transcript has a single exon. NCBI's taxonomy places the organism in Eukaryota, Viridiplantae, Streptophyta, Magnoliopsida, Cornales, Cornaceae. The coding region runs from base 1 to 435 and encodes 144 amino acids.
AUGGCUUCUUCAUCUUCUUCACUGUGUCAAUCUGAAUAUGACGUGUUCUUGAGUUUUCGAGGCGAAGACACUUGGAAAAGUUUUGUGGGCCAUCUCUACACUGCUCUGGAACAGAGAGGAAUCAGGUCCUUCAAAGAUGAUGAAAGGCUUGAGCAAGGAAAAUCCAUUUCUUUGGAUCUCCGGAAAAGUAUCAAUGAAUCCAGCAUUGCUGUGAUCAUUUUCUCCAAAAACUACGCUAAUUCAUCACGGUGCUUGGAUGAAUUGGUGGAGAUCCUUGUGUGCAUGAGGACCAAGGGACUAAUAGUUUUGCCCAUCUUUUAUGAUGUCAAAGCAUCGCAAAUUCGAAAGCAGAAGGGAAGUUUCGCGAAAGCAUUUGAACAGCAUGAAAAAAAUUCUCGAGGAGGAGAUGGAAAGGGUGCAGAGGUGGAGGGCUGA